GCUACGGAAAUCUGGGUGUUUUCCUGCAAUGCACAGCGUUCUCCCACCUGUGAUGCUGGAGCAGAUUGGAUGGAUUGGUCAUAUGGUCGGAGAUCACGUGCAGGAGGCAGCUUCAGUGCAAAAGAAAAUGGGGUUUUGUGUAAAUCUAGGGGUUUAAUGUUAUCAUAUAUCAAGCUACCUCGUAAAAACCGACACUGAAGCCUACCGGACAACAAAUCACAGGUCAAAAAUAUGACUUCUUCAUAUUAUAUGAAUGCUCUUUUCAGCAAAUAUACGGCCGCUUCUUCUCUCUUCCAAAACACAGACUCAACCUCUUGUUCCUUUGCCACCAACUCUCAGAGAGGCAGUUAUGGAGCCGGUGCUGGGGCUUUUUCUUCCUCCAUGCCUGGCUUGUACAAUGUGAACAGCACCUUGUAUCAGAGCCCGUUCUCUGGAUAUAGUCUGGGUUCUGAUCCAUAUAACCUGCACUGUUCUACGUUCGAUCAGAACAUCCCUUUGCUCUGCAGUGACCUGACCAAAGCAGCCUGUGACAAGGUGGACGAAUCAACCCUGCACUCCCAGGCAGACAGUAAUUUCCGCAUUUACCCCUGGAUGAGAUCUUCAGGUACGGGAGCUGACAGGAAACGCGGCCGCCAAACUUACACCCGUUACCAGACCCUAGAAUUGGAGAAAGAAUUUCACUUUAACCGCUACCUAACAAGAAGGAGAAGAAUUGAAAUCGCCCAUGCUUUGUGUCUGACAGAGAGGCAGAUAAAAAUUUGGUUUCAAAAUAGGAGAAUGAAAUGGAAGAAAGAACACAAAGAGGACACUGGCACGUCCCCAGAAAAUGGAGAAGAAGCAACACCAACAGCUACACCUACAAUGACUUCUCCAGACAAGGAUGAAGAGGACAAAUAAACUUCGAUGAUCAUACGUUCAGUAUUUGCACGUUUCUGUGAAAGAUAUUUUGAAAUCAUUUGUCUAUAUUGGUAUUUUUGUUGUUCUUGAAAAGGUAGAUGGUGAGGCAAAGCAGGCCACAGAAAACCAGGGAGGAUUCAGCUCCAUCACAUGUGGGAUAGUCUAUUAAAUAAAAAAAAUAAAAAAUGUCAGUGUAUUCGUAUGCAAUAUACAUUUGUAAUAGACAGUCACCCACUACAACUCCACAAAAUAAACUACCUAUGUUCACUAAUAUUGUACAGGCAAAAGUGCAUUAGACGCAUACUACCUAACCUAAAUAUCAGCUUUAUUAACAGUGCCAACAAAACUGUAACACGUAAGAAUACAAGGGUAUUGUACACAUAAAAUAAGACAACCACUAAAUGUAUUCACGACUUUAUACUACCUAUUACAACUACCUAUUUCUCUAGAGCUGUGAUGCUUUUGCUACAUACUAGACUUUUAUUUUAAUAGUGCAAAAUGCAUAAAAAUGUGAAUUGUGUGUGCCCUUUUUGUUUUUUUUUAAAGAGAGACUGUUCAAACAACCCACCGAUAUUGUAAGGUUCAUUGUAAAAUUGUACGUGUACAUUUUCUCCUGUCCACAAUCUUCUACCAUAAAGUUAAAUUCCUAAAUUUUCUUAAUUUUGAGUUGAUAAGUGAAUGGUGACGUGGUCAGGUUAUUUGUUUUCCAAGUUAUCGUAUUUGUAUAUACUCGUUAAAUUGGAAUUGUAUUAAUUAUUAAUUUUUUAAGCAGUUUCAGACAAUUGUCGCACUUUGUUAUCCUUGUAAUGAUAUAGCAUGAAAUAAUAUAAAAAAAAAUAUAUUAAAAAUUCAAAUGGUGUUUGUUUAUUGUUAAUGUGUUAGAUGUGGUUUCGGAGUUUUAAAAAAUAUACAUAUGUUAAACAAUAAAAUCAUCUCUGUUACGGUAAUUUGUAUGAUAUAUAUUUUUUGUUACAGGUAAUAAAAUCAACAGUGUUUUGUC
Spea bombifrons (plains spadefoot toad) is the source of this 1897-nucleotide messenger RNA. RefSeq names its product homeobox A7 (gene HOXA7). The transcript has 2 exons. Gene Ontology annotation, cellular component: nucleus. Bases 232 to 897 code for a protein of 221 amino acids. NCBI's taxonomy places the organism in Eukaryota, Metazoa, Chordata, Amphibia, Anura, Pelobatidae. Gene Ontology annotation, biological process: anterior/posterior pattern specification; regulation of transcription by RNA polymerase II. The record is from RefSeq and is a predicted model, not a curated record. Gene Ontology annotation, molecular function: DNA-binding transcription factor activity, RNA polymerase II-specific; RNA polymerase II cis-regulatory region sequence-specific DNA binding.